CCCUUCACCCGCCGCCGCACUCUCCACCUAAUCCCCUCUCGGGAUCCUCCCAGAUCUGAUCCAGCCAACCAGCCCCAGCCUCUUCUUCCCCUCGAUCCACCAAUCCAGCCUCGUCUCGCCUCCUGCGUCUGCUGCGCAUCAAACCAGAGGAGCCCGAGGCAUCCCGCAGCCGCCGUCUCCUGUCCGAUGCGUUUUCUUCCUCCCUGGCCCGCUCGAACCCAAAGGAGAGGAGCUCCUCGAGUCCCUCGUCGCCGGCCGGUCUCGUCGGAGUACACCUGCAGCAGGACCGGCGCCCCUGCCUCUUCCUUCCUCGUCCUUCUCUCCUCUCUCUCUCACUGCGUGCUCUCUCUCUCUACCAUGUCGCUGCAGGAACCAUACAACGCCGCGCGCCAUGGCCGCCGCUUGUUCAUCGCCCCGCUGCCGGAUCGAGCAGGAGCUCGCGCUCAAGUACCCCAAAGCCUCCGACCAGGAGCUCCUCCCAUGGAGCAGCCGCACCAACCUCGCGGAGGCCUCAACCUCCUCGCUCAUCGCCUCCCCAACAGCGUCGCCCAUGGCCUCGUCUUCAGUGGAGACGAGCCUCCCCGUGCUCCUACACCUUGCAUCCUCGGGCGCUCGCGCCUACCGCCGGUCGGCCACGGCCAGGGCCCUGUCGUUCCUCCCCGCCUCAGAGCUCCCUUGCGCCGCCGGAUCCGAGACCCCCUCACCCGGUCCUGCCCGUUCCCGGCGCUCGCGUCGUCGUCAGCCACCGUCACCGGAGUUCCUUGUCGUCUCUUGCGCCGACCUGCAAGUCCCACGCCGCCGCUGCUCUGCUUCUGCUUCUGCUUCCUGUCAAGAAGAGGGUGUGCCUCCUCUAUGGAAAGAUUGUGGUCCAUCUAGGAGUCAACCCAAGCGGCCCCGUGAUGAUGGCGACGAAGGUGUUGGUGCUGACUCUGGUGGGGACGCGGAUGUUGUCCCAAAGUCUCCAAAAGUUGCUGGUAAAUAUGGGAUCUCGAUCAGACACAACCAGCCUAGGCAUCCCAUGAAGCUUGUAAACAUUAUCUAUGAAAACCUCUGCCACUUUCUGAGCAUUGAAGGGAUGCUUGAGAGGGAUGAAGUGACCAUAUUUAGAGAACUUGUCGAGAACAACCAAGAUACAGUCAUAAUGAGGAAGGAGGAAGACCAGAUAUAA
Molecule: messenger RNA, 1168 nt
Organism: Triticum dicoccoides
Lineage: Eukaryota; Viridiplantae; Streptophyta; Magnoliopsida; Poales; Poaceae
Exons: 4
Coding region: 392-1168 (258 amino acids)
Source: RefSeq, a predicted model, not a curated record